AGCAGGCGUACAUAGUUUUGACUUGGAACAAGUCUUCUCUCGGGGAGCUCAGUCACACCACCCCACCAUCACUCCUACUCCCUUCCUCUUCUUGUAGUUAUAGUUGACCGACUUCACUUCCAGCUACACCAACUCACCCUCCCCACCUUCUCUAGCAUCCAUUCCGAUUCCUCCUUUAUAUAUACCACAGCCAUCUCUCCCAUAUACUCUCACACCACAUAUCUCUUGCUUGCUUACUCUUUCCAACACAAACAACCACUUUUAUUCUCUCUUUGCUUGCUUUCUUUCCUUCUUUCUCUGCUCUAUUGCUUCCUUUCUAAGUAAACCCACCCAUCUCUCAACAACAAAGAAAGAUGGCCUUAGAAGCUCUGAAUUCUCCCACCACAGCCACUCCUUUCAACUAUGAAGACGACGUUGAGCGUCAAUAUGUGGAACCAUGGACCAAGAGGAAGCGCUCCAAACGACCCGCUCGCAUCGAGAACCCGCCAACCGAGGAAGAGUACCUCGCUCUCUGCCUCAUCAUGCUUGCCCGUGGCGGCACCAACCCCACCGACAGUGAGAUUACACAACAAAAGCGCUCGCGGCCCGAGCCGCCGACCUUGAAUCUAUCUUACAAGUGCACCGUAUGCAACAAAGCCUUCCCUUCCUACCAAGCCCUCGGCGGCCACAAGGCCAGCCACCGCAAGUCAGCCUCCGAAGCCGCCAACGUCGACACCAACAACAACCACCCAUCAACUUCCUCCUCAUCCGUCGCCGGCACGAGCGGUAAGACCCACGAGUGCUCCAUCUGCCACAAGACCUUCCCCACCGGCCAGGCCUUGGGCGGCCACAAGCGCUGCCACUAUGACGGCGGCAACAGCCACAGCAACACCAAUACCAAUACCAAUACCAACGCCAACAGCGGCGUGACCUUCUCGGAAGGUGGCGGCUCCAGCCUCAGCCAGAGCCACCGUGGCUUCGACUUGAACCUACCGGCCUUUCCAGAUUUCUGGUCCGAGAGGAAGAGGAGCCAGCUUUCGGCGGAGCAAGAAGUGGAGUCUCCUCUGCCCACAAAGAAGCCCCGCUUGUUCUUGAUGAGUCCGGAAGACCUGGUUUCCGCCCAAGAUUGAUUUCAAGAUAACGUGAAUCGCAGAACUUCAAAUUUUUUGUCUAUCAAUUCUCUUUGAAACAGUGUUGAUUGUUUAGGCUCUGUCUCGUCGAAUUGUUUCUGUACAUUGAAUUUGUUCUUGUUUCUGAAACUAGCAAUCUGCAAUUAUUGAUUUUUAUUUUUUUAAAUCACAUUAUUCAUUCAUUCA
This is a messenger RNA of Juglans microcarpa x Juglans regia, 1295 nucleotides long. RefSeq names its product zinc finger protein ZAT10. Gene Ontology annotation, biological process: response to stress. Gene Ontology annotation, molecular function: DNA-binding transcription factor activity. The transcript has a single exon. The record is from RefSeq and is a predicted model, not a curated record. Bases 354 to 1109 code for a protein of 251 amino acids. Lineage: Eukaryota; Viridiplantae; Streptophyta; Magnoliopsida; Fagales; Juglandaceae.